Amphimedon queenslandica is the source of this 2472-nucleotide messenger RNA. RefSeq lists its product as uncharacterized. The transcript is spliced from 7 exons. The record is from RefSeq and is a predicted model, not a curated record. Lineage: Eukaryota; Metazoa; Porifera; Demospongiae; Haplosclerida; Niphatidae. The coding region runs from base 56 to 2323 and encodes 755 amino acids.
UUAGCUGGUUGUCAUCGCAGCGCCGAGACGUCUCUUCACAUUAUUAUGCUGUGACAUGAUGGCUGCAUACAAGGAGCUUAUAGACACAGCAUUCCCAGCAGCUCCUAAGAAAACAGCAUAUAUAGGAAAAGGAAAGACUAUUAAAAAAUCUACUAUAACUAGCUUGGGGCAAAACAAAAAGCAGAAGAAUUUCGUAAUGAAUGCCAAUCAAGACCUACAGCAUUUGAAGCAAACAAGAAAAUACUUAAUGACAGGACAACUGACUAUGAUUGGUGAUGGUCUCUAUGAAAAGGAAAGGUGUUCCAGUUGCAACGAGCAGCAUCGGAUAGCAAGUGUCCUGACAGAGGCAUACAGGACUCCUAAGCACUGCACACUCCCAAGCAUAUUGAGUCGCUGUCCUCCAUCUCCAGUGACAGCAAAGAAAGAGAAAAGUAAUAGCAAUCGUACUACCCCAACGCCAACAGACUUCCAUAUCGAAGUUAGCAAGACUGCUCCAUUUAGCAGAGAAUUUUGCCGCAAGAUGCUUUGUCAAGAAGAGAAUACACUGACUGAGCGCUUGCAGUUUGAAAAGGCAUUACUGGAAGAGACAGAAAAGAAAUUUCAUAAAUUUGAAUUAGCCGAAUUAAGAUAUCAGAAAGAACUUGAUGAAGAGAAGAAAAGAUACGAAACAGCAAAGAAAAGAAGAUUGGCACUUCAGACUUUACUCAAGACACUAAAUGAUAUACCAGAGACAAAGCCUGUAGAAAUAGCACCAAAACAAGAGUCAUCUGGAGGAAUAUUACGUUAUAAUUAUUCAAAUGCCUCAAGGAAAGCAGUUCGAAUCAAAGACAGCUCUGACGACACCACAGCCUCAGACUCCAAUCAUACAUCAGAGGCUACUUCGUGUCUUUCUAAAUAUUUGACUUAUGCCAGCUCACAGUAUUUGACAGCCUCUUCUCGUUCUUACUUAGACACAGACGAGUCUUCCUCAGAUGAAUCAAUUAUAUUAGUGGGAAAUAAUUCAGAGAUGGACGAAGUUUCAAACAGUUAUUUAUUGAGUGAUCCAUCUCAAAAUAGACCACCGGUUGGUGAAACAUUUGCAAGCAGUACCUCUGAACAAGGACUUGGACACAAGAACAUAUUUUUGCGUCAUAAAAGUGGGACAAAAUCCAGUGAAGAGACCAGCAAGCAAAUCAGGGAAACUAAAAGUAGCGAGGCAGCAGUGAAAAGUGCACCUACCCUAGUUACAUAUACAUCUGAGAAUGUCAAUACAGAGGCUGAACAAGAAGAUUUACAAGUCAAUAUUCCUGGACAGGCAAUGAAAGAGGACAUAUCUCAAGCAUCACAGGUCUCAAAUCUAGAGAUUAGCAGGAUUAGUAGCAAAACAAACAUAGCAGCAACAAAAAGUAGUCGCAUUGGCAGCAAGACUGAUGUUAUCGUCAAGAGUAGAAGUAAAACUAAUAUUCUACGGGCAAACAGUUCCAAUUCUAGCAAACGUCAAAAGAGUAAAGAAAAAAUCAGUAAAGUGUCAAAGGUCAACAGUUCACUUUCUGCAGAAAGACAGAUACAUGUACAUACAAACAUACCUUCUCUCAUAAUUACAGCUCCUUCAACAGCCAGUAACGUAGGACAAAAUGAGAGCCAUAGUACUACAGAAAUGCCAUCAAAGGAAAGCAUGUAUGCAUCAUCAGAGGAGGAGAGUGUAAGCAUGAUAGGUCAUGUAGCAUCAGGCAGUAGCAGCAAUGUUUUAUCAAAGGACACAUCAAUAGACAUUGUGGCCUCUCAAAAAAGUGAAGAACGAAGCGGAGCUGCCAUUAGUGACCAGGAUAAAUCAGCAGCCAGUGUUAUUGAUAUUGUAGUCUCAGCUGAAGCACCUAAUGAAGAAAAAGAAGUUAUCGCUCCAUCAGCCGAGCCUCAAGAGUCCGAAGUAAUAGCUUCGAAAUCCUCAGCAGCUCAAUCUCAGAUUCUACUCAAAGCCAAGAGUCGAACCGUCCAGCCUGCACUGAGCAUUGGGACAAUGCUAGCAAAGAAUAUUGUCCAGAAAGCCAUGGAAAUGGUAAUCCAAGAGAUUCAGUCUGACGAGCUUCAUCAAGCAGAAUCCUUUGAGAAUACUCAAGCACAAGUUGAAGAGCUACUCACUUGCUCCAGUGAAGAGUACCUGACUAUGACAGCAACAGAAUUAGUACGUAAUGCUAUCGCUAAGGUACAAAAGGAUCUGGAGAGCGUUGUGUCAUCAAGCAAUAUUAAUGCAACAGCUGGUACAGAAGCAACGCCGUCAAAAUCUAUGUUCUCUUUCAUGAAGCUCCCUUCUGUCAAGUCUAUACGUAAAAUAUUCUCGUUCUGAGGAUGAGCAAAGAAAGAAAGAAUGAAUCAGACUAACUAUUACAUGUAGUUCCAUAGGAGUAGUUUAACAAUAACAAAACAACAAUGACAUCAUAAUAACUAGUAAUCUAUUAUUGUAAUGUUGUUGACAGCAAAAUGAAUGAUCAAAAA